Molecule: messenger RNA, 465 nt
Organism: Dujonia railenensis
Lineage: Eukaryota; Fungi; Ascomycota; Pichiomycetes; Serinales; Debaryomycetaceae
Source: the annotation of a GenBank genome assembly
AUGGCACAGACAGCCUCGUUUGCUUCAACGUGGAAAAUCUCGUCAGCUAGCGAUGAAUACAAGCUCAGAAGGAAGAGACAGAUGCUCUUGUUUAUGGGAAGUUCUUUGUUAACUUUAGUGUCUACAAGAAUUGCAUAUAAGUCAUCCGUGAAGAGACAGUUCUUGCCGAAUUUAUUCCAAGGUAAUCACCAACCUCCCUUGAGCUACAGUUUUGUAGGCGAUGCGGCAGUUGCUGUAGGUACCGGUACUAUGUUGUGUGCUAGUGUCACAUCCAUGACUUUGUUUGGCGCCUGUUGGAUAAUGGACGUUUCCAGCUUCAAAGAAUUUUCGUGGAGAAUGAAACUGUUCAUGGGCGGAUACGAUAAGGAGAGAGAGUUGGCUAAAUUACCAGUAGACGAAGAAAGCAGGCAGAUUCAAGAGGCCUUGAACGAUAUAUUGCAGGGAAAGUAUGACGACGAAGAGUAA